AUGUCGGGAACUUUGUAUGUUACGGCUAAUAUGCAUUAUCAUGAGAUAUUAGGUGUACUUGCUUCCUUGUUGGAGUGGACACAAGAUGAUGAUAUCAAUAUUGUUCUUAUGGGUGAUCAAAUGAGGAAAAAGUUUGACAAGUAUUAUGGAGACUUUGGAAAAACAAAUGUGAUGGUGUUAGUUGCGGUUGCACUUGAUCCAAGGUAUAAGAUGAGGUUUGUGAAGUUUUCUCUAAGAAAAAUCUAUCCUUUAGACUUCAAGAAGGUUGAAGAACUAUAUGCUAAAGUGUUUGAGGUUUUGAAUCAACUAUAUAAUCAUUAUUCUAAUGUUUCUUCAACGGGCAAGAAUGAUGGUUCUAGUUCUUUCAAUACAAAUGAUGAUGAUGGUCAAAAUUUUGAUGGUGUGGUUAAGAAUAAGCAAAUGAGAAAAAUAUAUGAUGAGUUUUAUGAAAAUGAUGUUGAAGAUGCUAUGGAAAAAUCUGAAUUGGAGGAAUAUCUUGAUGCUCCACCCAAAAAAAUGAAUAAUGAAACAUUUGAUAUUUUGAAGUGGUGGAGUGACAAAUGCACAACAUACAAGGUGUUGUCAUCAAUGGCAAAGGACAUUCUAGCCAUUCCGUUAUUGGAAGAUGUGGAAAAAUAUGAGGAAGAAAUCAGUUGCAAUAUGGAAGAUACACGUGGAGGGAGUUAGUAGUUGCUGUUUUUGAUGUUGGGAUGGUGCUGUUUUUGCUGCCUGCUGUUGCUGUUUGCUAUUUUGCUGUUGCUGUUUGGUGCUGUUUUGCUGUUUUUUGCUUGUUGGUGCUGUUUUGCUGUUGCUGUUUGGCUGUUUUGCUGUGGUUCUUUUGCUGUUUUUUUGCUGUUUUGAAACUUGAUAAAAAAUUGUUUACUGUUUUGUUGUUGCUGUUUUGACUUUUGUUAUUGCUGAA
Molecule: messenger RNA, 922 nt
Organism: Lactuca virosa
Lineage: Eukaryota; Viridiplantae; Streptophyta; Magnoliopsida; Asterales; Asteraceae
Source: the annotation of a GenBank genome assembly